AUGUCGACCCGUCAAGCGGCAUUGUCGCUUUACCGACGGUCGCUGAAGCUAGCUCUCGACUGGGCUGUUCACCGUCACCUUUGGAGAGGCCAGGCACUGUACAUACGCUCGUUGUUCGAAGCUAAUCGAUCUGUAACGGAUUCACGACAGAAGAGAGAACUUUUGUCCCAGACAGAGAAGUUGCUGUCAAAGUGGAAGCACCCAGAGCCUUACGUGCACCCGACGGCACCCGGCGGUUCCAAGUUCGAGCGCAACCUUCGGGCACCGAUUCUUGACCCGCCACCUCCAUUGAAAUUCUGA
Colletotrichum orchidophilum is the source of this 300-nucleotide messenger RNA. Its product is annotated as complex 1 protein. Gene Ontology annotation, biological process: mitochondrial electron transport, NADH to ubiquinone. NCBI's taxonomy places the organism in Eukaryota, Fungi, Ascomycota, Sordariomycetes, Glomerellales, Glomerellaceae. The coding region runs from base 1 to 300 and encodes 99 amino acids. The transcript is spliced from 5 exons. The record is from RefSeq and is a predicted model, not a curated record.